Messenger RNA from Myzus persicae (green peach aphid), 1183 nucleotides. RefSeq lists its product as uncharacterized. The transcript has 4 exons. Lineage: Eukaryota; Metazoa; Arthropoda; Insecta; Hemiptera; Aphididae. The coding region runs from base 53 to 655 and encodes 200 amino acids. The record is from RefSeq and is a predicted model, not a curated record.
UGCGUGUGUGUUCGAGUGAUUACCGGCAGUGACAUCCGAAUGCUCAGACACUAUGCGCCACCGGUUCGUCUUAUCCAUGCUGCUGCUGCUGCCGGCCGUCCGGGCCGCGGUCGGUGCGAAAAACGGAGGUGAAAUACGACCAAAAAACGAUGACGACCUAUCAAUCAACAGCCUAGAGGAUGUAGACCUGAGUUGUGACGGAGGUAGAUGUGAACCAGACGGACAAGACGCCGUCCCAUCGACGAGUUGGACAACCACCAAAAAACCAAAUAUUUUUCAACUGAACAAUAAAUCAUGCCCUGGAUUCGAAUUACCUCCAGUUUUCCCUCGGCAACAUUGUGACUCAGAUAGAGACUGCUGGCCAAGGAUAUGUUGUGGAUACGGAGGACUGAACGGUCAAAAAUAUUGUCGAAUUCCUUUGCCAAGUUGGAGAAACGAUUUAAUGAAAACCAUCGCAAAAAGCCUCCGGUCCAGCAGGCCGCGGUACCUGCAGUGCAGCCCACCGCCGCCCAAGCGUUACGAUCUGUUCCCGCGGAAGUGCAGGACCACCGUGGACUGCCUGCCCGACCUUUGCUGUCCGGAAACCGGAAGAAACGUGUGCCGGCCACCCAAGGAAAUAAUACAACCCAUCAGGGUCCGACUGUCCAUCGGGUAGGCGGCCCCGAGUCUGUUUUUUACCGGCCCAACAGAGUUUGCCGACCGGGCAGAUUUAUCAUCGAUCCGAAACCAACCACAAUGUCAAUCAUACGGAGCAUUUUUAUAAUUUAUUUUGAAAAUAUUUUAAAUACAUAUAGCAAAAGACUUAUAACGGCAAAAUUAUUACACGACACGGGUCUACGGAUAAAUAUUUCUAAUAUUUCGGACAAUUAUUUUUUUUAUAAUGCGUUCGAAAAUGUUUUCGAAACGUUACAAAAUUGUUUCGAUUGUUAUAGUAUUAUUUUUCCCCACUGGAUAACAUAGCUGUUCUGUGUUAUGAUGUAAUCGUACCUAUCUAGUCAUUACUCAUUUGUAUAUCACUGUUAAUCGCAGAAUCCUUCCGAACACCCGAGAGAAGGGAUUACAAGUAAACGUGCAAAUGAAUACCUAUGUUUAAUUAUCUUUGUGUAUUAUUUUUGUUAUUAUUAUUUAUUAUUAUUAUUAUUAUUAUUAUUUCUAUUAUUAAAAUUAUUAUUGUUAUUAUUAA